Messenger RNA from Fusarium redolens, 1078 nucleotides. RefSeq lists its product as uncharacterized. Lineage: Eukaryota; Fungi; Ascomycota; Sordariomycetes; Hypocreales; Nectriaceae. Gene Ontology annotation, molecular function: protein binding. The transcript is spliced from 3 exons. The record is from RefSeq and is a predicted model, not a curated record. The coding region runs from base 192 to 1049 and encodes 285 amino acids.
CCCAACAUAUCACCGCCAAGAACUCAGAGUCCUCAUCAACGCCCGAAUUUUCCUCCAUUGAGUUUAAACUACGCCCGCUAUUUAUCAAUUACUCUAUCAUUAAGUUUCUGGUCUUUGUGGAUAAAAUACUGGCUGUUUAAUCCUAUCGCCACCUUUAUCUUAUCCAACCUGAGCUCAGAGAGCCAUAGUCUAUGAUGACGCCUCACGACAGCUUCACCGAGAUUUUACCAAAUGAAACUCUCACCUCAAUCUUGGCUCCCUUCUCAACUCAAGAUUUACUCUCUUUUGCUCCGAUUAACCGCCGCAUCUGCUCUCUUGUCACUCGUCUCGUUCAUCAACGCCUGCUCCAAGCUGCCCUUCUUCCAGAUAAUAAGCUUAUUUUAGAGUGUUACCAUCCAAGCGACCAGCUUUACACGCCUUAUUUGGCAUGUCGUUAUCAGGGUGUCGCGGCGCAAGACGGUCAGCCCAUUAGUGAAGAUACGCCCGAGUUGUCUGAUCUGCGAUCUUUGUAUGCUUCCUACAAGCCAGUCUUUGCACCGGAGAACCGCAGUAUCAAGAGGAGCCGAAGACGUCCCACGGAGGCGCAACCCUCUGAUGAUGUUGAAGAUGAUACCGCCACUCAAGACGUGAACCUUGAUGAUGGAGAGAUGUUCUCCCAGUUGUGUGCUGUUACGAACCUUGUCAAGGAGGGUCCAAGGAGCGGACUAUUCAUAAGCCAUGUUAACAUUGUCGAUGGGGUCAUACGCGUUUUCCGAAAGUGGCUCGCCAAAAUGGCUAGCAGACAGGAUAAGUCUCAGUCCGACUCAGAGAACAUUAUCUGGAUUGAUACGCAUAACAACGUUGGGAUACGAUUCAGCGUUGCACCGGCAGCAUCUGAAACGAUGCCACUCAUCUCGGGUCCAGAUGAUGAUCCGCCAGUUCACUACAAGCUUGUGUAUGAAGAAUUGCUCGUACGGGCGAGUAGUCUUCUCCUGGCUGUGGAGCAAUCUGCGGUGCAGGAAAUUGGAAACUCUGGAAAGACCCUUGUGAUUCACGGUGCUGCCAUGUAGCCAGUUACAAAUACAAUGAAUUAUUUCUA